AUGGUUUCUGGGUGCAGACAUGGAACCAGGAUAGCUACAUUAAGAUCCCCGCCCACCGCCUCCCCCCGCCAGCCUCCACGCGAAACUCCGCAGGAAACCGGAGGGGGCGGGGCGGUGACGUCACGACGCCGGUGCGUCACGGAACGGCGGCGGCUGCGGCGCUGGCGGCGGCUGCGGCAGCGGCGGCAUUUUAGUCGGCAGCGGCGGCGGCAGCGGCGCUGCUGCUCCUCCCAGCAUCCCUGGCGCGGCCAUUUCAGCCCCAUCUUGGCCGAGGGGCGGGAGCUGCAGCCGCCGCUUCAGCAGUUUGAGUCUCAGUUUCUCCGGGGUCUGCGGACCGGGCGCACCGAGGGGGAGCCGGAGCAGCCGCCUCACGCGCCGGAGCGCCUCCGCUCGCCGGCCCGCCGGCCGUCGCCCCUCACUCAGGAGCCGCGAGGGGAGGCCAAGCCCGCCCGCCCGCGGGGAGGCUCCCUGAGGGGAGGGCGAGCCGGCGUUCCCCUCCCCCGGAGCGGGCUUCCGCCAGGACGGCCGACAUGGCCCGGGGCUGAGCGCCGCCGGAGCCCGCAGCCCUGCCUGCUCGCCUCAGCGUCCCGAGCCCGGGCUGACGCCGGCGCCGCCCCUCACGCCGCCGCCCUCCCGCUCCACCCCCGCCGGGCCUGCGGGCCGCGCGAGGCCGGGGAGUGCCCCCGGCGGCCCGGGGACGGCCGGAGGACGCCGCCCGCCCCUGGGGUCGCGCUCGCGCCGCCGCCGAGGGCCUCGCUGAGGCGCCGCGGCCGCGGAGGCGCCGCGGAAGGAGCAGCGGCGGGCUCCUCCGCCGCGCCCGGGCCCGCGGCCCCUGCGCCGCCCCCCGCCGCGUGCAGCUCCCGGUUCCGCGUGAUCAAGCUGGACCACGGCAGCGGGGAGCCGUACCGGCGCGGCCGGUGGACGUGCAUGGAGUACUACGAGCGCGACUCGGACAGCAGCGUCCUGACCCGCUCCGGGGACUGCAUUCGGCACAGCAGUACUUUCGAGCAGACCGCGGAGCGGGACAGCGGCCUGGGCGCCACCGGAGGCUCGGUGGUGGUGGUGGUGGCCUCCAUGCAGGGGGCGCACGGGCCCGACUCGGGAACUGACAGCUCGCUGACUGCUGUGUCACAGCUGCCCCCGUCGGAGAAGAUGGGCCAGCCCGCCGCGGCCCCGCCGCAGAGCUUUGGCGUGGGGCAGCCGCCGCCGCCCGUAGGUGGGGCUGUGGCUCCGGGCUCGGCUCCGCCGCCGCCGCUGAUGGCCGCCCUGCAGCCCAGCCAGCUCCAGGGGAGCGGGCCCGCUGUCGGCCCUCCGGGGCCCGGGGGCCAGGCGCUGCCGCCUGUCGCCCUGGCGCAGCCCGGCCUGGCGGUCGGCGCUCCUGCCCCGCAGCCGCCGCCGCCCUUCGCGUACCCCCAGCCUCAGCUGCCGCCGCCGCACCUGCUGCCCGGCGCGCCCUCCGGCCAGAGUGAGUACCUGCAGCAGCACGUGGUCGGCCUGCAGCCGCCCAGCCCCGCGCAGCCCUCGGCCGCCGGCGUCAGCCCCGCCGCGGCGGCCAGCCUUCCCGUGGGCCCGGGCCAGAGUGCCGCCUCGGCCGGCGCGCAGGUGAUGGGCGCGCCCACCCUGCCCGGGGACGCCGUGGCUCCGGGGCCGGGACCCUCGCAGGGCGGCCAGGCCGCGCCGGGCCAGCCGGCCGGAGGACCCCCCGCUGCCGUGGGAGGCGCGGGGCCGCCCCUGUCCGCCCCGCAGCCGCAGAUGGGCGGCGGCGGGGUGCCGCCAGCCGGGCCCAGUGGCCCUCUCGCCGUGGUGCCCGGAGUUCCAAACGUGCCUGCAGCCGUGCCCGCUCCAAGCGUGCCUAGUGUGUCUACCACCUCUGUUACUAUGCCAAAUGUCCCCGCGCCUCUGGUCCAGUCGCAGCAGCUGAGCAGCCACACGCCAGUCAGCAGGAGCGGCGGCAGCAUCCCGCAUGUGGGGCUGCCCGUGGCGCAGGGCACAGCCAGUGCACCAACGAGUCUACCACAGCCUGACCUAAGCCAGUUUCAGACUCACACCCAGCCUCUAGUGGGGCAGAUUGACGAUACCAGAAGAAAAUCCGAACCCCUACCUCAACCGCCACUUUCCAUCGCUGCUGAAACUAAGCCUGUUGUGAAGCCUCCUGUUGCAGAUGCCCUGGCAAACCCCCUGCAGUUAACACCCAUGAACAGCCUCACCACCUCUGUGUUCAGCAUAGCUAUUCCUGUUGAUGGUGAUGAAGACAGGAAUCCUUCAACUGCUUUCUACCAAGCGUUCCAUUUGAACACGUUUCAGGAAUCAAAGAACCUCUGGGAUAGUGCAUCUGGGGGAGGUGGUGUAGCCAUUGACAACAAAAUAGAACAAGCAAUGGAUCUGGUGAAAAGCCAUUUGAUGUAUGCAGUAAGAGAAGAAGUGGAAGUUCUAAAGGAACAAAUAAAAGAAUUAGUUGAAAGAAACUCUUUACUUGAACGAGAAAAUGCACUGUUAAAAUCUCUUUCAAACAGUGAUCAGUUAUCCCAACUCCCAGCCCAACAGGCCAAUCCUGGUAGCACUUCUCAACAGCAAGCAGUGAUAGCACAGCCUCCACAGCCAGCGCAACCUCCACAGCAGCCGAAUGUCUCCUCAGCAUAAAGCUUUCUUGCCUCAUUAAGACAAAACUGAAAGCAAUCUAUCCUUGUGUGCCACUGGUGUUCUUUCCACUUUAUAUGAAAGCAAGUAGCCAUGCUUUGGUUGUGUGUUUGGCCUUUUCAGUAUUAGACAAUCAUUCUACAAGAGCUUUUCCUCUCUUUGAGAUGUUAUGCAGCGCUGUUGAUGUCCAGUUCUAUGUCAUCAGUACACAAGGAGAAUAAUAGAUGGGGUUUGUUAAAGCGAGCAAAGUCUGCAUUUUACCUGGUGGGCAUGAGUGGGGUCUUUGAAGAGCUUUGGUGGCUCUCCCGUGUUUCCCAUUAUCCCUGGAUUUACCCUGAGCCUUCCUAUCACAUUAUAAAUAACAGUUCAUCUAAAGAGCCACUUUUCUUUCAAUAUCAGUAACAUUUGCCUACAUAAGUUUUCAUUUAUUUGUGUUUUAUUUAUUACAGGGCUGCUAUUUUCAUAAUGUACAUGAACAAUGUCACAGAACUUUUUAGAUUUUUUUGAAUAAUUAUAAGUAUCAGUAAAGGAAUUGAAAGACAGGAUUACAUUUAAUAGAUAAAACGUUUAGGCAAUAAUUGAACAAAAGAAUCCUGGCAUAUUUCUAACACUAAUGGCAAUUUACCUUUGGUAUUUAUUUUCAGUAGUAAAGACCCAGCUUGAAUGUAAAUUUUGUAUAGUGUAAGUAUGAAGAACAUAGUGCAACUGUACAGGUAGUCACCAGUUAUUGUGAUAUAAUAAAUAAUUGGGCUAUUUUGAUGAAGAAAACUUUGUUCAUUUGUUUCUACUUUCUAAUAGAGAAAUUGCCACGAUUCCUCUGCUUUUCAACAUUUCGUAUGACUUUUUUUUUUUUCGGGUGGGAAUAAAAAGCUGUGAAAUUGUUCAACCUACUUUGUAACCAAAGAAGCAAAGCUGUGUAAUGGAGUUUUUUUUUUUUAUAAUGCACAUUCUUUAUGUAUUUUUAUUUAGUGUUUUCUCGGUCACAAUUUUCUUUGCUGUCUAGCAUGAUCUGCAUGACCUAUAAUCUUUGAACCACUUUCGUACCUCAUGUUUUUAUCCAGCACUCUUAUUGUAAUACGUACUAGUCUGUGAACAACGUCGAAUAAAAAGAACGAGCAGGUAGUAUGGUGGAGCUGCGCUAGUGUGCUAUGCGCUAGUUGUUAAAAAAAAAAAAAAAAAAAUGAAGUGAGCCAUCUUUUGUUCAUUUAAAAUGGUGUUUUGAAUUUCGUAUGCAGAAAACGUUUUGUUACAUUGCAGAUUUUAAUGUAUUUAAUAAAUGCAACAUGCAGAUUAAGUGCAGUGUAUACUGAGUAUUUAAAUUAAAAUGUACAUUUCAUAAAUACAGUUUCAGGAGAGAGCAUCAUUUUGUGUAUACUAACACAUUAAGUGUAUGUCAGAAAUUGAUGUAUAAAUAUAUAUUUUAACACAUUUUCUGAAAUUAAACUGCAGUUUUGUUGAAAUA
This is a messenger RNA of Equus quagga, 4099 nucleotides long. RefSeq names its product TSC22 domain family member 2 (gene TSC22D2). The coding region runs from base 1 to 2640 and encodes 879 amino acids. The transcript is spliced from 6 exons. NCBI's taxonomy places the organism in Eukaryota, Metazoa, Chordata, Mammalia, Perissodactyla, Equidae. The record is from RefSeq and is a predicted model, not a curated record. Gene Ontology annotation, biological process: regulation of transcription by RNA polymerase II.